AUGCAAAGGUAUCAUGCUGGCAGCUGCACUAGUGCAGUUAAUAACGGUUCAAUUGGUGGGAUACCGCCUAGGGAUACAUCCCGAGCUGAGUUAUCUGCUGUUCCACCACCAGCCAACUUCUCUCUAAACUCAAGGAGGUCUUCACAGCUGACAACAUACAAGUUGAGGUGUGAUAAAGAAUCAUUGAAUUCCCGACUUGGGCCGCCUGACUUUCACCCGCAGACACCAAAUUGUCAUGAAGAGAGACUUACCAAGGAAUAUGUGCAAUCUGGUUACAGGGAGACAGUUGGAGGGCUUGAGGAAGCUAGAGAGAUUUCAUUCUCACAAAUUCAGACUUUUACAAAACCUGUCAUCGUCAAUUGCAAAGAGGCAAUAAGAAAACGUCAUAGAGCCAUCAACGAGUCUCGUGCUCAAAAGCGCAAGGCUGGUCAAGUUUAUGGAGUUCCUCUUUCUGGUACGCUGUUAACCAAGCCUGGUAUCUUCCCUGAACAAAGACCUUAUGGGGAAGACGCCAGGAAGAAAUGGCUCGAGGGUUUAUCUCAACAACAUAAAAGGUUACGUUCAUUGGCCGACCACGCUCCUCACGGUUACAGGAGGAAAUCUCUUUUCGAAGUUUUAAUCAGAAACAAUGUUCCAUUAGUGAGAGCAGCAUGGUUUAUCAAAGUAACCUAUCUUAAUCAGGUUCGCCCAGGCUCAUCCAGCUCGUCAUCAGGGGCACAUGACAAAACUCAGUUUUCGCGGUCGGAGCUGUGGACAAAAGAUAUUGUUGAUUACUUGCAGUAUCUCUUGGAUGAAUUUGUUACAAGAAAUAAUUCUCGUUCGAGUUUGCAUAUUCGUGAUCGAUCAUCACAAAUGGUUUAUGCUGGUUCAAUGUUGGCAAAAGGUGAUCAGUUUUCAGCUGUCACUGAUAGUGAGGAGCCUCCUCUAUACUUCAAGUGGUGGUAUGUGGUGCGGAUUAUUCAGUGGCAACAUGCUGAAGGACUGCUCACUCCGUCUCUCAUUAUUGAAUGGUUUCUCAAUCAACUGCAGGAAAAAGAAUUGUCCAGUGUUCUGCAGUUGCUAUUGCCCAUCAUGUAUGGUUUUAUAGAAACUGCUGUAUUAUCUCAGACCUAUGUGCGAACUCUGGUGGGAAUAGCUGUUCGUUUCAUCAGAGAACCUUCUCCUGGUGGUUCUGAUCUUGUUGAUAAUUCUCGCCGGGCUUAUACUACUACUGCUCUUGUUGAGAUGCUUCGAUAUUUAAUUCAGGCUGUACCUGAUACUUUUGUUGCUUUAGAUUGUUUUCCUCUGCCCACGUGUGUGGUGACUCAUUUGGUAAAUGAUGGAAGUUCUUUAUCAAAAACAUCUGAGGAUGCAAGGAAGAAUGGUGGUCCACUAGAAGUAACCGGUGUGCUUAGAGAUAAAGCACAUGAAAUUCAAAUUGAGUCGUUAGCUAUUGAUCGUGCUGUUUCAUCGAUCCAAAAACGUGCUGAGACUCUUGCAAGAGCAGCCAAACCUGAUCAUCCCGGUCAUAAUGUAGCUAAAGCCUCCCAGGUAUUGGAUAAAGUUCUUGUGCAUGGAGAUAUUAGAGCUGCUUACCAAUUACUCUAUGGAUACCUUUGGGAUGGAGCUGUUGCUGAAUGUUGGAUUGCUGAAGUGAGCCCUGGUUUGCGUUCAUCUCUUAAGCAUAUUGGCAGAGUGACUUCGUCGUUAAUUUGCUCCACGUUUUUCAUUUGUGAGUGGGCAGCCUGUGAUUUUAGAGAUUUCCGUACUGUGCGUCCUCAUGGCAUGCAGUUUACUGGUAGAAAAGACUUCUCUCAGAUAUACAUAGCAAUGAGGCUUUUAAAACAGAAGAUGAGCGAUAUGCAAAAUUUGAAUGGUUUGAAAGGUAAACGGAAAGAUUCUUUGGAUACUUUUGAAAGCCCAAGCCCGUUGCAUGAUAUUAUCGUGUGUUGGAUUGAUCAACAUGAAGUGCAUAAUGGAGAAGGUUUCAAGCGCCUUCAGCUUCUAGUAAGAGAAUUUGUACGAGCUGGAAUUUUUCAUCCCCAGGUGUAUGUGAGACAGCUGAUAGUUAGUGGGAUCGUGGAUGGGCAUGGGUCCAUGGUUGACCUGGAGAAGAGGAAGAGGCACCACAGAAUCUUGAAGCAGUUGCAUGGUCCAUAUAUUUUCAAACUUAUGGAAGAAUCACAAAUUAUUGAACCAUCAGUAGUUACAGAGGUGAUGAAUGUUUACUCAAACGAACGUCGGUUAGUGCUUCAAGGGCUCCUAGAUCACAAUAAAAGUCCUAGUAGAAAAAGUUCAAAUCAGAAAGUAAAGCGUCGUCUCAGUUCUGGAGGUGGAAGUGCAGAUCAGUGGUCUAUUCACUCAACAUCAAAUUUACAGUCCAAAUAUGUUGGUGCUGAUAUUGAGAUUGAAGAACUAAAGGCUUCAAUAACUGUCCUGUUGCAAUUUCCAAGUUAUAUGUUGACAAUGGAAAACGGACUUGAAGAGUCGCAAGGGAGUGUUAAGAGGUCUAGUGGGGCUAAUAACAGAGUAGAUUUAAGUGAAGAAACACCUGGAUGUGAAGAAUGCAGAAGAGUGAAGAGACAAAGAUUAAGUGAAGAGCGGAGCUUUGACCCGAAGCUAAAUCCAACAGAUGAAGAGGAAACAUGGUGGGUAAGAAAGGGGAUGAAAUCAAUGGAAUCUUUCAAGGGAGAUCCACCUCCUAAGCCAGCCAAGCAGCAGGGGUCCAGGGGUAGGCAAAAAACUGUCAGAAAGACUCAAAGCCUUGCACAAUUAGCUGCUGCCAGGAUUGAAGGUAGCCAGGGAGCAUCGACAAGCCAUAGAGAGGUAGAGUCUCUCGUGGGGAGUUCUACUGCUUUUGAACUUCCUUCAAUGGAAAGUCUUUUUGAUAGUCUAUUAUUGGUUUUCCAUGCACUGCUGAGCAACUCUCAGCCAAGCUGGCUGAAGCUGAAAUACGAUUCCAAAUCCAUGGAAUAUGCUGUUUUUGAUCGUGAAGUGGCAGAAAGCUUUCAGAAUGAUUUGAACCGUAUGGAAUUGCCCGAGACAAUUAGGUGGCGCAUCCAAACUGCGAUGCCAAUUCUCUUUCCCUCUCCCCGGUUGAUGAUUUCUUGCCAGCCUCCAUCAGUAUCACCUGCUUCCCUUGCUUUUCUUCAGCCCAGCAAUCAAACAACUGCAUUAAACCCUCUCAAUUCGAAUCUCCUUCCGAGGAAUCUACCUUUACCAUCACGCACAGGCACAAAUGUGAAAACCAAGGCUCUCCAAUUGCAGCAUGACUUUGAUAUGGAGAUUGACCCAUGGACCCUUUUGGAGGAUGGAGCCGGGUCAGGUCAGCCUUCAGUUAACUCUGCUCUUGUUGGCAGCACCGAUCAUGCUAAUCUGAAGGCAUCCAGUUGGCUUAAGGGAGCCGUAAGAGUGAGGAGGACAGACCUCACAAAUGUUCGGUUGUGGAAAUACCUUGCGAGGGCCGGCCAUGUGGCGGCAAAGGAUACCGCUGCAAGGUUCAUACUUUGGGGGCAUGUGUUGAUGUAUGGUGAAUACAGUGUUUUCUCAUUGGCCUGUGCUUGUGGAAUCCCCGAGCCUGCUCUUUCCUAA
Fraxinus pennsylvanica is the source of this 3570-nucleotide messenger RNA. Lineage: Eukaryota; Viridiplantae; Streptophyta; Magnoliopsida; Lamiales; Oleaceae. The record is from the annotation of a GenBank genome assembly.